AAAAGGAGUCUGCUUAAUAAACUGGUUGGUUUGUUGAAUAGAAAUCUGUAACCCUCACAUACUGGGCAGUUUUCAACAUACGUACAUAAAUCUGAAGAAGAGGUUCAUCACUUGUAUCAGUUCAUAUCAUCUGAUUGACCAGCAAGUAAAUUACUUCGGCUAAAAGAAUCGUUCAUAGAAAUAAAUUUAUUUGGAGAUAGUCCGAGACUCAGAAUCAGAGUUCAUUCAUUUUGAGAACGCUCCCAAAUUUUUGAAAUCUUAAAAUGGGAAAUACGGACAGCAUCCCGGUCGUUUCGCAGACCAAGUCAUUUGUCCAAUGGGUCGGUGGGGACGCUCCGGGCGCACUAGCCACCCAGAAAAAUUUUGCAUACAACAACACGUUCCCUAUAAUUUCGCAAAUCGCGUCUGCAGGGUACGCCAUCGGAGGCGAACCCGAGAAGGCACUCGACCUUCAGAAAAAGUUUGCUGACGACAUGGAGAACGUGAUCGAUUCCAUUCCCGUCGCUGGUCACGUCAAAGGUGGCGUCCACUACGCCAUGGGGGACAAUAAGAGGGGGGACGAAGCGAUGAAAUCUGCCUCUCGAAGUACAGGCGUUGUGCUGGGAGGAAUUGGAGGUUUUGCAGCGGGGGGUCCAGUGGGCGCGGUGGCUGGCGGAAUCGCUGGUGGGGCCGCGAUGGAUGGCAUUAUCACUGGAAGCGACAUUCUCAUCAACGGACAAGAAGCCAAACCUCACGGAUAUGUCGCCAUGGGUCAAGAAAUCGCCCGUGCUGUCGACGGCGAGAGGAAGAUCACUGUCGAGCAGGGUUUCGACAUGGCGCUCGUCCCAGUUUCGGACGGUCUUGCGGGCUAUUCGGCUGGGAGGAUUGCAGCCAAACCGUUAGGAAUGAAUGUUGCUGGAGGGAAACCGAUCCCCACACCGGUCAGGGGAGGAUAUCGUCCCGUCGUCACGGUCAUGGGGGAUGAAGGGGCCGCCACCAUGGCGAAAAUUAAUAAUGCUGCGAAUAACAAUGUAGCUCGGGGGAGUAGAAUGGGUCUGGACAAGGCAGCCCUGAACAACCGGGCAAAUCAGAUAAAUCCCAACCAUGUCCCGAGUGGACCUGGACGCCCGGCCGGAUAUCGUGGCGCAGGAACGGCUGCCGAUCUGAACAAUCAUGCCAACCAGUUAAAUCCUAACAAUCCCCGAUUCCAACCACGACCACCAUUUACUAGCAAUAAUAUUUAAAGCUCAAAAAUUACGAUGCCAGCCUACAUAUUUAUGGAACGAUUUCAGACUUUUAAAAACUAUGAUUAUCCUUCACAGUUUUUAAACCUAUUAUUUAUCUUGAUUGUUUUUAUGUUCUUUAUUCGUCGUAAGUAUUUAUGUACUCCAAGAUUAAUUUGAGAUGUCAGAAGAAUCUCACAUACUUAUUUUAUGAGUCAUAUUUUAGACUGCAUAUCCGGAAUACAUAUAUCCGGAGUUGAAAUAUUCGCAUUAUAUUAUAAAUAUUUAUGUUAUAAAUAUCUUUACUGUUUUGUUUAUAACAAUAAUAAAGCUCUCUUUACUGCGGAAUAAAUGUGACGUU
Molecule: messenger RNA, 1563 nt
Organism: Folsomia candida
Lineage: Eukaryota; Metazoa; Arthropoda; Collembola; Entomobryomorpha; Isotomidae
Exons: 5
Coding region: 264-1223 (319 amino acids)
Source: RefSeq, a predicted model, not a curated record